Molecule: messenger RNA, 6684 nt
Organism: Lucilia sericata (common green bottle fly)
Lineage: Eukaryota; Metazoa; Arthropoda; Insecta; Diptera; Calliphoridae
Gene: velo
Exons: 10
Coding region: 668-6403 (1911 amino acids)
Biological process (GO): protein desumoylation
Cellular component (GO): cytoplasm; nucleus
Molecular function (GO): SUMO-specific endopeptidase activity
Source: RefSeq, a predicted model, not a curated record
AACUCUCAAAAACGGUGUCGUUGUUAAAACUCGCAAAUACAAAAACUAAAAACUUUAAAAAUAAACAAAUUAAAAACUGUUAUAAAUUAGAAACAAUUGAAACAAAAUAGAUUGUGUUGGAAAAAUCAAAUAAAUUAUUAAAAAUGUUCAAGUUAAACGAAAUGUUCAAGAUAAUGCAAAUGUUAGAACUGGUGCUAGUGAAUAAACAAUUUAGUGGUACCACGGAAUACGGUUGAUAAAUGUAUAUAAUUUAGUGGUCCCACUCUUGUUUGAAAGAAUGUGAAUAAAAAAGAAGUAAGAAAAUGUCAGAAAUAAGAAAAUUACUGGAGUAACUCUACUAGCUGACACCAGGUGUCGCUGAAAUUGUAAACAGUACAACCCUGUGGAGCUGCCGUACAAUGAUGACAAUGAGUGUUGUUGAUUGUGUGUGCGUACAAAACCCAUAUCGAAAUGUUAGUAGUAGAGCCACACGCCAUAUUUAAUUUCUAAAGUCAAAGAAAGCCAUUUUUCAUUAAAAAAAUAUCUAUGCAAUAUUUAUGUGAAAUUUUUACAACCCAAAAAAAUGUUAAAAGUGCAUUAAAUAGUGUUAAAUAAAAGAGUGAUAUUCGAAUAACGAAUUAAAAAUAUUACAAAAAGUUUUGCAUAAAAAGUGUUGCCACCAGUCAGUAUGGCCCAAUAUUACCAAAUACAAAAUCUUGAUGACCUAAAACAAAUCUACGCUGAUGUCCAAGUGGUUCAUGUGGCCAGUGAUGAUGUUGGUGUCAGUAACCCAAAUAGAGCUCAGCAAAUUGUUCUAGAUGAAACCCAACAAAUUCUUCUACAAAAUGAUGGUCCUCAACAAGUUGUCUAUCAAACACAAGGAACGCCUACGCAAUACCAACCGCCUCAAGCGGGAACUCAUUACACCAUUUUGGGCGAAGAUAUGAAUCAACCUCAAGCCCAGACUGUACAACAUCAACAAGUGCAACAAGUCCAGCAACAGCAAGCUCAAACUCAACAACAACAUCAACAAGCUCCUCAACAACAACAGCAACAACAAGUAUUGAUGCAUCAACAGCAUCAUCAAGUAUUAGACCCUCAACAGCAGCAACAACAGCAACAUCAAUUGCAAGCUGCAUAUCAGAUGCCACAAGAAACGCUACAGCAGCCGCAACAUAUGCAACCACAAGAUCAUCAAAUGCAACAGCAUGUUCAAGCACAGCCACAGCAAAUCUACUAUACAACAGAUCAGUUGGUGCAUCAACAACAACAGCAACAACAGAAGAAAGUAUAUAUACAACAACAGCCUCAGCAAUUGCAGCAACAGUAUCAACCACACCCUCAGCAUCAACAGCAAAUGAUUCAUCAAGCACCACCGCCGCCUCAGGCCCAACAACAAACUCAGCAACAUAUUUUACAAAGUCCCCAACAUCAUCCGCAACAGGUGCAGGUGCAACAUCAAGUAUCACCAAGCCAUCAGCAACAAACCCAACAACAAGCCCAAAUUAUUUAUAGAAUGCAGCCGCAACAAACGCAGCAAUUACAACAGCUAAUAGUUCAACAGCCUUCGGGACAACAGGUGUUAAUCCAACAGCCCCAACAACAAGAACUAAUAAUGAGGCAAUCAAUGCCUCCGCAGCGCAUCAUCUAUAAUAAUCGUGUUCUAUACUCGACCCAACAACAGUCGCCCCAACAGCAGCAACACACGGUGAUGGGACAAUCGCCACAAACACAUCAGCAACAACACAUAUUGCAGACGACACACACCACGAUGCAGCAGCAUCACAAUCCAACUCAUUUAGUGCAGCAAGCACGUGUUGUUCCCUCCCAACAUCAACAGCAACAGACUCAACAACAAACGCCUCCACCCCCACCUCAGCAACAAAUGCAACAAAAUGUUGUUUAUCAACAAAUUCAAGUUCAAAACAACCAAAUGCCUAAGACAUUGAUGCAACAGCAGCAGCCAACUCAAAAUUCUCCACAGCAUCAACAACACAUACAGUUGCAACAACAACAACAGCAGCAACAAACGCAAAUGGUGACACAAGCACCGAAUCCAAAUGGUACAACAAUCAUACGCGCUGGUGUAGCUAGAGGAGGUAAGAUUGGACGAGGAGCGAUGAGUGGCACAUUAAUAGCACGAAUGCCCGGUAUGGCGGGAGUUGCUAGAGCAGAAAUAAGACCGGGUUUUAAUGCUGCCGGCGCUAUUGGCGGUGGAGGAGGUCAAAUAUUACGAACUCCUCGGCCUCGUUGCAGCACUACGGCUGGUUCAACAUCAAGGGGUCGAGGAAGAGGAGCUCGCGGUGCAGCUGCAAAUGUAACAGCUGGAAGGGGUUCUCCCAUUUUGGGCAAUAACCAACAGCUGGGAACACUACAGCAAGGAAAAAUAGUUACCCAAUCCCUUCCGAACCAGGGCAUUCGACAAGUUUACAGAACACAAGUUAAUGAUCCAAAUCUCACAGUUCAACAGCAACAACACCAGCAGGUCCACUUAGUGCAAGCUCAACCCCGAAUGCCGGGCGUGGCAAGUCGGUUUCGAUCUCCCGCCAUAGGAACACAGCAGCAACAGCAUCAACAGAGUCCAUCAGAGAGUGGUCAACAGGCACCAUCAUCAUCUAGCUCAGGCGCAGCAGGUGCUGGAGGAGGAGGUGCUGGUUUGGGAGAUCUUGACUUGGAAGAUAGUAUUCAAGCGGUAUUUGUGAAAAAAGAUGCUCAGCAACCAAAAGUGGCUGGUGCUCCAAAUCAAAGUCCAACAACAGUGCUUAGCAGCGGCAAUUCAACACCAGUUAGUGGCACUACACUAACAACAUACUAUACCGCCAAAGAUGAUGACGAAAAUCGUAUGAUUCGAACUCAAAAUGGCACAUGCAUGUCAUUGGCUGAAUUUAAGAAACGUAAUGCCAACGCUAGUGGCAAUCAAAUAAUACAAAAUGCCGCUGCAGCUGGCAGUAUCAAACCUUUACAACAAACGGCAGGCGGGGCAAAAAUUUCUUUACCAGCAGCUGGCCAAUCUCUACACAGCGUACCAGUCGCCCGUGUUGCCCCACAGAAGCAUAUAGUGAGUAAGGAACAAGGUGGCGCUGGUGGUGUGGCAACAAGUGUAGCUGGAGGAGCUAAUGCAACAAGCAGCUCUGUUACAAAUCAGCAGAUUCCUAGCGGACCUCCAGCUGGUUCUUCCGUGUACCAAACAUCGCAUAAUAACUAUGAAAUACAGACACAGCACGUGCUACAAAAUCGCGCCGGUCAACAAAUGGCUGAAAAGGAUCGCAACAGCGCAAAAAUGUUGGUUAUUUUGGUAUCUGGCGAGCAACGAUUGAUUACAUUUACUCUGCCUAGAGAAUCGUGUACCGUACAGGAUCUUUUGGAACAGGUGGGAGUGCCGUUCGAUAAUAGCACUACUAUACAAUGUGUGGAGAAUCCAGGAGCUAAUAUAGAUUUUGUAGUAACUGUUGGAUUUUCUGUACAAGAAUCUGCCAGUGAAUUGAUAUCGAGAGCAGAACAAAGUCUACAAAUAAGUAGACAACAAGAAAGUAUGCAACAAAAUGCAGCGGCUGCUGUAACAGGUUCUCAAGCUGCUGCUGCUACUGCAGGAACAAAUACUACCGAAGGUAAUGCGCAGAAUAAUUCAGCAGCAACGACAGCAGCUACUGUGGCGGCGACGGCACCCAAUAUUGCACAAACCACCGAAAAUUCCAUGAAGGAACCAAACAACUCAAAACAGGCAACAACUGCCAAUGCAGCAACUACUUCAGCGGCUUCAAGUACUUCUAAAGCCACCGAAGAAUUGCCUCAGCGUAAACUUAUUCAAGGCUUCUACGCCAUUUGUCAGAGUUGUGGCUUUAGCGGUUAUGAUCAUGCCAAAUGCGAACGCUGUAAACGUGUUUUUAUGGAACCUCCUAAAAAGAUUCCUAUUAAACAAGCUACUGCAUCGCCGUCGUUAGGAAGCAAUUUUGCUAAUUCAAAUAAUUCGGGCUCUGCCGACUCACCAACUCCGUCGUCAACGGCACCGCCUAUUGAAAAGAAACGCCAUUCGGAAACUGCGGCCCAAAGAGGAAAAUCAUCUUUGACUUACAAUCCCAAUGCACCGGCACCACCCACACGUGGUCGGGGAGGUUCUCAAUCGGCAAGAGGACGUGGUUCACGUUCGGGUCGCCGAGCAGCAGAAAUUGAACCAGUUAUUUUAACACUUAGCAGUGACGAAGAGGAUGACGAAUCUUCAAAUAAAGGAAAUUCCAAUAUGGCAGCUUUAGCUAAACCUUCAAAUACAUCUUCCAGUGCAUCAUUGGCAUCAUAUAAACCAUUCUCAUUUGAACCAAAUAUGCCAGACCCUGAUGAAACAGCAUUAUACAAUGAUUUUACUCGUGGGGACGUUACUGAUCUUACAAAUUGUGCCGAUAAGAUGAGCUGCAGCCUGGCAUGCAAAUUAAUACGAUUUGGAACUUAUCGUUUUGAACCCUCGGAACAGGUGAUAAUUACUUCACUGGGUAUACGUAUUGUAGCACCUUUGGAAACGAAUCCAAGUGAAAUGUUUGCCUUAAAUAUUUACAAACAUGAGGUUGUCAAGAUUAUUGCACACUUUUCCAAAAGCUCCUCGGCCAAUUCCAUGCUGUGCUUCUACACUUUACGUAAUUGUGCCCAGUACAUACAGAAAUCGUUAAAUAUGACAGAAGUUGCUAAACAUUUGGACGGUGUUACUUAUUUUUCUGCUAAUGGUCCUUAUCAAAUACGUAAAAUAAUUUUACAAUUUGAUAUCAUAUCAGAGCAAGCCAAAAGUGUUAUACGUUCUAUAUGGGACUUUCUUGAUGAAAUUUCUGAAACGGAUGCACAAGACUUGCUGCAAAGAGCUGCUGAUUCAGACAAAAAAUUGGCUAACAAUAAAAACAAUAGUGAAAACAUUCCCACAACAACACAAUUGCAACCAAAUGAAAUACGACAACUUCUAAUAUAUCCUCCAGGAAAAGGCGGCAUAUCAAUAAACACUGAAGAUUACAUGUGUCUGGCGACGGAUCAAUAUUUGAACGACAUUAUUAUUGAUUUCUAUUUGAAAUGGGUUCACGAUAAUGUAAUCCCUGAGGCUCAAAAGGAACGUACUCACAUUUUCAGUACAUUUUUCUAUAAACGUUUAACCACUUUAACACGUCAUACGCAUCAUGAUAAGGAUGGGGGUAAAUUGACACCGGCCCAAAAGCGUCAUGCACGCGUACAAAACUGGACGAAAAAUGUAAAUCUUUUCGAAAAAGAUUUUAUUGUUAUACCCAUCAAUGAACAGUCGCAUUGGUUUUUGGCCAUCAUAUGUUUCCCUCGUCUUAAAGGUCCGGUUACCUUUGAUACAAAUACUCCUGUAGAAUUGCAACCCAUUAAGAAAAACAAAGGCAAAAAGGUGUCCUUGCAAAUUGGUAAUACAACGAUCACACCCUUAUCGAAACGUGAUAGUGCCAGUGUCCUAAGUGAGAUUUGCGGUGUUGGUGACGACGACAGUGAGCGGGACGAAGCUGAAGGUGAUGAUAGUGAUUUGGCAUCGGAGGACAGUGAUUUUGACAAUACAUCAUCGUCCACUACUUUAAAUAGUUCCCAACCGGCUACUCCAUUAAUACCGGGUACCGCAACUACAUCGACCCACCAACCCAUUAAACAGCCACUUAUAUUAAUAUUCGAUUCGUUGGCGGGUGCAUCUCGCAGUCGUGUUGUUGCCACUCUACGUGACUAUCUUACGUGUGAAUACAAAAUAAAAAUGACCGGCGCUCCGUUGCAUACCUUUAACAAGGACAAUAUGCCGGGACAUUGCGUUAAAGUUCCUCAGCAAAAUAACUUUACUGAUUGUGGCCUCUAUUUGUUGCAGUAUGUUGAGCACUUCUUUAAGGAUCCGAUUCGUGAUUAUCGGGUGCCGAUAAAACAACUUGCACAAUGGUUUGACACCUUGACUGUGACGCGGAAACGUGAAGACAUUUCGAAUUUACUGCAAAAGCUAAUGAACGAACGCAAUGGGCCAAAUAAUAAAAUUAUAUUGCCAGAAAUUCCGUUUCCAACGCUUAAUGGCCAGCUGGUCGAACCAGAGGGUUACAAUAUUGAAUUUGAAGAAGAAGAAAUGGAAGAUGAUGAUGAGGAGGAAAAUACCACAGGGGAUAUGGAUGAACUUUCCACAGAUGAUACCAGUAAAAGUAAGACACCUAUUAAAAUGCCGACCACAGCAACCACCGUUGCAGCUACUACAACUACGACAACUGCUGCUGCUUUAGUUCCAACACAAGGACGUAAAAUCGUCGUUAAACGACGAAUGCAAAUAGGCGGAAGCAAUGAUUUAAAUAGUUCCCAAGUAAAUGCUGCUGCUACCACUUGUGGAACACCACCGGCAACGUCGUCAACAGCGACGUCAAGUCACCAACGCACUAGUAGUAUGGCUAAAAUACGUAAAGUCGAGUCUUAAUAAACUCAAGGAUUUUUGUACGAUUUCAUCAUAAUUUCACGCACAUUCACACUGUGUGUUAAGCGUCAUUGUCGUCAUUAUCGUUUAAUAUUAAAUAUCAUCAUCUUCAUUUAUUUUGUUGUUACUACUCAACGUAUCUCCAUAGUUUUAAAUACUCUCUAAGCCUUGUUUCUUUAUUAUUAUUAUUUCCUAUUUUCUUUUUUUGUAUUAUCUCGUAGAUUGUAGGACUGAAUGAACGAAAAAGAUUAUUAAAACAAGAAGAAAUUUUUUCAAAAAAUUUA